AGACGAGGACGGCUAGCAAGCGGCUCAGUCCCCGCCAGUCAGUGGUGCCUUUACUGUGCGACGAUUUAGACGUGAUUUAGAAUUUUUCCUCCUCGCGCGUGUGUAGCUGGGCUCCAAAACCGAUCGGACAAAAGGGAAACGAAACGCGCCGUUUCUGUGUUCUCUGUGUCUUCCGAUUCUUGCAGGAUUCUUCUACGGUUCUAGUGGCUUCCUUCUUGGGGCCAGAGAAGAGGCCAAGAUCUCAAGGUGUGAAGUGUGCUGACUAUCGGAUCGUAGUAGUUUCGUUAGGAUCGAGAUUGGAAAAAGCUAAACAGUCACGUUCGAAGCCGUUCUGCAGUGCUUCAGGAAAGUUGUUCGGGUUUUUUGGCCGAUCGUGUACACGUGCAAGACGAGUGAGAGUUCUAGGAAGCUCACGCACGGGUUGAAUUGUGCAAUCUAAACAAGAGAAAAAAGCCCAACCCGUCGCAUGUGCAACCGCAGUGAUAGUGGAUGCAAUUGAUUCAUUGAGAUCAAUUGAGAUCAACCGGGGCUGAAGAAGUGCAAUUGCAGUGACAGCAGCAACUAAAAAAAACGAAACAAAACGUGAGCAAUAACAAUUGAGUGCAAUUGUCUUGGGUGCGUUGUGAAGUUUACAUAAAAAUGAAUUUUCAUCAAUUUAUGAAAAGUCCCGAUUAAGAUUACGCUGGAUGAUCUGCACAACUGUCGCUAGAGACGUUGCAUUCGUGAUACGACGGGAAGAGUUUAUCCUCUGGACCUAAACUGUUCCAAGUGUUUCUGAGUGGGUGUGUUUCACACGGGAAGAAUUUUAUUUACAAUAUCAAAAACACAUACUUUGUCGAGAUGGCAAUACCGUUUCUGCAGCCCGAAGAAGACGAAAGUGCUCGUCAGCAUGGGAAUGGGUUGCCCCCGGCGGGUACCGGAAAUGUUAGUGCCGGCACUGGCAGUGGGAUCGGAGCUGCUAGUGGUUCUAGUGGUAAUAGCAAUGCCAAUGUAGCAAGUGCGAAUGUGAUUGUGGGUGCUCCGAUGAUUGCUGGGGUGGCUGGACCGAUACCGGUGCCGGGAUCACCGGCUCCCAGCGGGACAACGACCGCUAUUCAAACGCCGCUGAUAGCACCCAUGAACGGGGAUCAGCUGGUGCAGCUUUUCUACGAGGCGCUCUAUCGCUACUCGAGAGGAGACACCCCUUCGACGCCAAUAUCGCAGUCCCCGCAAAGUACCUCCUGCAGCCCUUUUACCACCGGAUACUACAGCGGCCAGGUGUUCUUCCCGCAGACGCCGAAUGCGGUGCAGCGGCCUCUUCCGGGAGCUGGUGGGCGCGGAGGAGGCGGAGGAGUAUUCUUUGGACUGCCAACCCCCAGUCCCAGUGGCAGCAGCAGCCACAGCAGCCAGCACAGUGCCAACAGUCCGGACACACCGUCCUGCUCCUCGGCUGGACCGAUUUUCCACCAAUUUCCAACGAGCUUUGCGGCUACCAGCAGCGGCAGUAGCGGCAGCAGUACCAGUGCCAGCCCAGCAUCAACCGCAGCCGUCUCCUCCUCCUCCUCGUCGUCCUGGAACGACGAAGGAGAUGAAUCGAGCGAGUCGGACUCGUCGCCGCAGCCUUCAUCCGGUGCCGGAUGCAGUUCGCACUGUUUAGGCCUUCCGGCGCAUGAUGUUAGUGGCGGUGGCAUCGGCGGCGGCAGUAGUAGCAGCAGCAGCGGAACAAUAGGCCUAAUGGCAGUGGCCAAUCCAGGGUUCAUUCCACCCCAUCUGGACUACAUGGCAGGUCGUGAACAGCUGCAGGAGUUUGCUGGCAAGAUUCCGCAGCGCAAGAAAAAAUCCAAGGCAAACAAAUCCAAGAAAUCGAGAUUUCUGGAGCAGACGCUGGUGUGGCCGACGUUGGCCGUGACCGCGACGCUGAUCGCCCUUGGUUGUGGACUGCUCGCUGCCAGGUGAACGGGCACAAUCCUUCGCGGAAAUCUAUCUCGAAGAGCAGAUAACCCCGCCCCUCUCUCAUACCCACACACACCACACAGUCUCUCCUACCAAGUGCCUACCGUUGACCGUGUCACCCGACUCCCGUCGGCAGGAGCGCGUCAGUGUCAACGGGAUAAUAAUUAUCUCCAGUACCGUAGCAAAAACGUCGACCUUAGUGUAGGCGCCGCGCCAUCACACGUAAAGAUUCUGCUCUCGGGCGAACGUUCCUUUGAAAAUGAUUAUCGCUGCUAACCGCCGCAUCCGGAGGGUCCUAUCGACAGGAUCAGCUCCGGGCGACGCGGUUGAUUGGCCUUGGCUUUGACCGUACGUACGUCCGGGGGUGGUUUCCCACGUUAGAAAAUUUACCACAUGAAGGGCGAAAAUAAAACACAUAAUUUUAACACCAGUUAGGAUAAUUAGCAGCAACGGAAAACCCCGUUAGAUUGUAAGCGUACUUUUGUUUUACUAUCUCUUAUUCAGACAGUUUUUAAUCCAUUUGACGGAUUGUGAUCUCGAGUUCUUAAAAUGUCCCUCGUUUCAGUGAAGGAAAGCUCGUUUUCCGUGAUGAAAUGAUUUUACAGGGCUACUGUAACGAGGAAAAAUAAAAAUAAUGAAAUGUGAAA
Topomyia yanbarensis is the source of this 2579-nucleotide messenger RNA. Its product is annotated as secreted protein C-like. The transcript has 4 exons. The record is from RefSeq and is a predicted model, not a curated record. Bases 841 to 1935 code for a protein of 364 amino acids. NCBI's taxonomy places the organism in Eukaryota, Metazoa, Arthropoda, Insecta, Diptera, Culicidae.